GUUGUGGGGAGGGGGUUUCGAGAACUGAUAUUAAGUCCACUGACAAAUAACACAAAACUUAUACUAUCACAGAAAUGAAUAAGAUAAUUCUGAGUCAGCAUAAAAUUACUUUACAUUCAUCACGUCAUAUCCUAACUAAAAUAUCAAGAAGCUAUCAGUUUAAUAAGAACUCAAGAAGCAGUGGUUUCAGCCAGCCACCAGGUUAUAUUCCGCCACAUAUCUGGAUGAAAUCGAGACCAGGAAGGGAAGAUUUGAAAACAUCCAUAUUCGGUGUUGAUGAAAAAAAACCCACUGUGGAUGAAAAAAGUUACUUAUCACAUGCCGCUCAUGCCUCUCUAUCCGGUUUCCCUGUGACAGAGAACUUUUCUUAUGAAAUUGUUAAUAAUAUCAAUGAAAUUCCGAAAGUCGAUCAAAAACUAUUAAAUAAUCUUCAAGCUAUGGGUUUGUUUGAGCUGACACCCGUUCAAAAACAUGCCAUUGGAAUUAUGUCAGUUGAUGAAUAUGAGGAGGUUGACGUUAAAAUAGAUGAGUCCAAUCAAAGUACAGAUGAUAAUCCUCCUUAUGAACGUGUCACUGGUAAAUUUGACUUAAUGGCAGCUGCACAAACUGGUUCGGGUAAAACAUUAGCUUAUCUUAUUCCAAUUUUCAAUCGUUUGUUGAGAGUUUAUCCAUUUGAAGCGAUGCAAUCUUUGCUCAUCUCUCGUACACGACGUCAGUAUCCCUCAUCUGUAAUUUUGGUACCAACUCGUGAGUUAGUCCAACAAAUACAGUUAGAACUACGUAAAUUAUGUAACCAAACCUUCGUUCGAUCAGUAGGUGUAUUUGGUGGUGAACGACCAGAACGACAGAUGUUUGAAUUGAAUAAGGGAUGUCAUUUUGUAGUUGCAACUCCUGGAAGACUUUUGGAUUUCUUGAACCGUGACUGUAUAUCCUUAAAAUUCUGCAGAUCUUUAAUACUUGACGAGGCAGACCGAAUGCUAGAUAUGGGUUUUGAAGAGCAAAUACGUCAAAUUCUAGAGUCACCGAAAUUUCAAAUGCCUCCACCAACAGGGAAUGGUCGUCAAACUGCAUUAUUCAGUGCGACAUAUCCACGUGAGGUUGCUCUUUUAGCCAAAGAUUUUCUACGCGGUCCAAACUGUAUUUCUCUUACACUCAGCAGUCCUGAAUCUAAUACUGGUACUGUAGUCCCUACGUGGGGAAAAGCAGUUCGUAAUAAAAAUGAAGAUGAAUUUGAACGACUUACACGAAUAAUUCCCAAAGAAAUUAAUCAGCAGUUCCAAGUGGUUGUCGGUAAUCCUGAAUCCGCUGUAUCGAAUCAUCUUUUACAGUUAAUUCUAGAAAUGAAAUCUAAAAGUUUGGAAAGUGUUUGUCGAGUUCUUGUAUUCUGUAAUACCAAAAGGGAAGUUGAUCAAAUUGAUAAUUAUCUUUAUUCUAACGGCAUAAAAUCGACCUCUAUUCAUGGUGAUAAAACUCAGUCUUCUCGUGCAAAAUCCUUAGAUCUAUUCCGUAAAGGAACAGCGAAUGUUCUUGUCGCUUCAUCGGUUGCUGCUCGAGGUAUUGAUAUACCCAAUGUUUUUGCAGUUAUUAAUAUUGGUCUCCCAAAUGAAUUAGAUGAUUAUGUUCAUCGAAUAGGACGAACUGGUCGUAUGGGUAAAUCUGGUGAGGCUAUAACACUUAUUCAUGAAACCUUGUUACAACAACAACAAUCAAGCAGAACAGUAUCACGUGGAAUUUGCCAACUUUUCGAAUCUGUUGGUAAUUUAGAUAAAGUCCCAAAAUUAUUGUUGGAAUAUGCCAAUAUGGAAACUCAAGAAGGGGGAGAACAAAAAUACAAUAUUCGUUCAAAAAAUAAAGACAUUUAUUCGAAAUUUAAACCUCGUUCAUUCACAAAAGGUUAUAAAAGUUAUUCACGUGAUGAUAGUUCGAUGCGAUAUUUGUAAAUAAACAUUAUAAUUCAAUCUAGCAAUAUGUAAUAUAAACAUAAUUCACAUGUAUAAUUAUAUUUGUCUUCAUUUUUUAUGCGGGGAAAAAAGUAUUGCUUAAUAUAUCAUCACAAGUAUGAAAUCCGAGGACAAUCUUCACAUAAUGCCAGAACAUCGGAACUCCAAAUGUGUUGGUUAAAUCGUUUGUAAUAUUUCUGGUUUGCUUUAUACUUUUGGAAUUCUGACCGAUUCUAUUUAUUGUAUACGAGUUCUUAACAAGUCAUUGCAAAUGGAAUAUAUCGUAACUGCUUACAUCGUACAGUCUAUCAACUUUGAAAACUUGACUUUGUUUCAACAAUACCCGUGAAGAAAAACCUUCCGCAAAUUGCAACGUAUUUGUUAAAAUAUUAAUAAACACAGA
This is a messenger RNA of Schistosoma intercalatum, 2343 nucleotides long. Lineage: Eukaryota; Metazoa; Platyhelminthes; Trematoda; Strigeidida; Schistosomatidae. The record is from the annotation of a GenBank genome assembly.